Molecule: messenger RNA, 1612 nt
Organism: Mya arenaria
Lineage: Eukaryota; Metazoa; Mollusca; Bivalvia; Myida; Myidae
Product: pyrokinin-1 receptor-like
Exons: 3
Coding region: 1-1461 (486 amino acids)
Biological process (GO): neuropeptide signaling pathway
Cellular component (GO): plasma membrane
Molecular function (GO): neuromedin U receptor activity
Source: RefSeq, a predicted model, not a curated record
AUGAAUGUCUCUACAGUAGCUUAUGGUGAUACAUCUUACAACAUUGAUUAUGAGCAAUUUGGUGAAAUAUUAAAACAAUUGCGAAAUGGAAGUUUACGGAAUUUAACGAGGGACGACUUUGGAGAUUUGUCCUGGAUAUUACGAAAGUCUCGUACAAAUCACGCGUCCCAAAGGUAUCGCGAUGUUUGGGAUUACCUUGGAGAGGCGCUGGGUCCGAGACGAGGACCCGUUGGGGCCGUAGUGGCCAUUACUUGCGUGUAUUGCCUCAUAUUUUUAUCGGGUCUGUUUGGAAAUAUUUGUACCUGCUUAGUUAUCGCCAAAAACAAAUACAUGCACACUGCUACUAACUACUACCUAUUCAACCUGGCAGUAGCCGACUUGGUACUCCUUACCAUCGGUCUUCCACCAGAGACCUACUCCAUAUGGUCAGCUUACCCUUGGAUAUUUGGCAAGGUGUUCUGUGUCGCGAGGACCAUGGUGGCCGAAAUGUCUACCAACGCCAGCAUUUUAACCAUCACCGCGUUCACUAUUGAAAGGUACGUAGCCAUCUGCCAUCCACUGAGAGCGCACACCAUGUCUGGAUUGAAGCGAGUUGUCCGAAUCAUCAUUGUAAUCUGGCUCAUAGCCGCCGUUUCCUCCAUCCCGCUCACACUGCAGUUCAAAGUCGUUUAUGCUGUCGACCACUGGAACAGAACCAUCCCUGAGUCUGCCUUUUGUGGCAUCGGGGAGAACAACCAUAUCGAAAGGACCUUUGAGAUUUCUACGUUUUUUUUCUUUGUGUUUCCCAUGACACUGAUUACGGUCAUGUAUUCUAUGAUUGCAAUUGCAAUUCGGAAAUCAGGGUUCAUCCGAGAUGGCUCAGAUGCGUCAAAUCGAGAACGCGUAACCGGAACAGAGAUGCGCGCCCAACAACAGACACGUGCACGGCAAUCAGUUCUGAAAUUGCUGGUGGCGGUGGUUGUGGCUUUUUUCGUUUGUUGGGCACCAUUUCACGGGCAGAGGCUCAUGACACUAUAUAUUCCUGCCUCGAAAUGGACAGAUAAUCUUCUGGACCUACAUAAAAUCAUUUAUUAUAUCUCAGGCGUCUGUUAUUUUGUCAGUUGCACAAUAAAUCCGAUUCUUUACAGUAUCAUGUCGCUAAAGUUCCGACAGGCCUUUAAGCAAACACUCCUUACAACCAUUUGUUGUAGGCAAAGAGUUCAUUCGACGAAAAAACGAACUUACUUUUCCUAUCGAUUUUCAAAUAAGAACGGUUAUUCUGAAACAAGUUUUACAUCAGUGGACGCAGCUUCCCCUCGAGGAAACAAGGAACACAAUUCCAACCAUAGUCCUAAAACAAAGCGUAAACAAAGAAAUAUCUCAAGUGGUCGAGGAGACAGCAUCGAAAAUACAAGUGGAUGUCGAUUGGUCGGAUCUCCUCCAAAAAAGGCGACAAAGGAUGCACAAGGGGAUUGUAAAUAGCAGUGUUAAUUGUUAGUCAUUUUAAAGUAAUAAUUGUGUUAAUUGUAUUGUUGUAUGACUGAUAAUAUUUAAAACCUGGCUGAAUCGAAAUUAGCUUUCUGUAGGAAUAAAACUCUCGUAUUAAGCGUUGUGUUUCUUUCAUACAACUGUA